UCUUGCGGGCCCGUGAGGCAGCCCUCCCGAUCGCAUCCUGGUCACGGACUCGCGGGCCCUUGUGAGCUGCUUCUCUCUCCUUUGCUCUCCCUCUAACCCUAGCAUUUCCAUCUCCAAUACCGUAUGCUAGUGAUUCAAAUCGCUUCACCGGCAGACAUACGCCUACCUGUUCGACGAAAUGCCGCAGUGACUAAAACCCUCUUGUCUUCACUUUCCUCCUACAUAUGUCCCGCAGGUGACGCGAUGCUGCGCAGCUUCCCUCAGGCCCGUCCGCUCCUCAGGAGGAUGGGGUUCGACAAGAGGGAUGCCUACUUCUUUAAGCAGAUGGGCAAGGGCAUGCUCUGCACCUACGCGCUUCUCGGCGCAGCAUGGCUCUGGAAUGACACGUCGCCGCUUGGUUGGCGGACGCUCAAGCCACGCCCCAAGGAAGAAAAAGAGAUGGCACAUCUUUAUGAGCACAGGGAGUUUCCCUACCCUGGUGAUGAAGAGGCAGUUGAGGAGUUCAUAAAAAGUGAGGGUGCUCUAGGUACCACGAUCGGGCCCAAAGGUUUUGCGGAUACAAAUGUGGACUCUGAUAACAUGCAGAAGCAACUGCAGUCGAAAAAGUUCGACCAGGAGGCACAAAACCUCUGGUUCCGAAUGAGGAAUGAGGUUGCACAUGAACUACAAGAGAAGGGAUUUGGUGUUGAAUGAAGUUUUAUUCUUCUGAAAGGAGAAGAGAAAUGCUGUCAUGCUAGAGUUAUCUUUGGAUCGUCUCAGCUCUGCUAAUUGACACAGCAGCUGGUAACUUAGAAUAAAUGCAAAUAUUAAACAUGGAGCUUAUGCUACGAUUAUCCUCCUUUUUCCCGCUACCUGCCUGGGCUAUAUCUUAUUCCAUGGCAAAUGUCUUUGCAGAGCAUCUACGUUGUGUCUGUUAGGAAUGAGCAACUAAGCUUUACUGAGGGCCAAUGGCCAAUACAUAUACAGAUGUGGUAAAGUGCAGAAAAGUCCCUUAUACAAUGGGGAUGUACACAAUGAACUAUACACAUACACAUCUAACACCCCCCCUCAAACUCAUGGUGGAUCAACAACACUGAGUUUGGAGAGGAAAAACCCAUGCUGAGCUCGAGUCUGUGCCUUCGUGAAGAAGUCAGCCAACUGUAACUCCGAGGGCACAUAGUGAAGAGCGAGAGUCUGAUCCUGC
This is a messenger RNA of Triticum dicoccoides, 1183 nucleotides long. RefSeq lists its product as uncharacterized. Lineage: Eukaryota; Viridiplantae; Streptophyta; Magnoliopsida; Poales; Poaceae. The transcript has 4 exons. Bases 124 to 693 code for a protein of 189 amino acids. The record is from RefSeq and is a predicted model, not a curated record.